GCCUGCCGCCGCGUGCAUACUGAAUGGCCAUUUUGCUUCAGGAUUUGGGCCGCCGCAGUUGCUCCUGUUGUUCGAUUGCGCCAACCGCCGUACUUGGUGUAGCGACAGCAGGGGGUAACCCCCUUCCGACCACCUCGUCAUGGCAAUGCCUGUACCGGGAAGGACGAGGUCCAUUGAGAUCGUCGAGGACAUGGUUAUCCGCGAAACGAUGGUAGUUCGUCCAGAGCCCCCACCUCCACCGUCUCAGCUACCUAAGGGUGUGAGCUCCAGGAUUGAGAUAACCACAGCUGAUCAAAUGGGAGGCUCUACGAUGAUGACUCUGGGCUGCCCCAACACGAAAGUUCGAGCCAGCCUUUCGAACGAGGCGGCCAACAUGCAAGUCCUGUCCAGCGACUCGGGCUUGAUGGGCAACAUUCAGAUGCCACCUCCCCGGGCUCAACGGCGUCGCUCCAACACUCGCUUCGAGAGACGAAUCAUAGUCGUGGGCGGCACUGAGACGGUCGAAGAGUAUGAGGACGGACAACUGGUCAGAAGGACAGUUAACGGAAGGGAACAACCGAUAUAGUGAAGUUUCUCCUUCAGAACGUCGGAAAAGCUCAUUGUGGAAUUCAGUAAAAAUUUCUUGAGGCA
Ornithodoros turicata is the source of this 630-nucleotide messenger RNA. RefSeq lists its product as uncharacterized. The transcript has 2 exons. The coding region runs from base 140 to 565 and encodes 141 amino acids. The record is from RefSeq and is a predicted model, not a curated record. Lineage: Eukaryota; Metazoa; Arthropoda; Arachnida; Ixodida; Argasidae.